UUAUUAAUAUAAUUUUAUUUUAUUUUUUCCAGUUUUAUGUCUUGCUUAACAUAGAAUUUUACAUUUUAAAUAUGUUAACAAUCUUCUAGACAUACAUUUUUUUAAUAAUAUUUUAUAGUCUUGAUCAAUAGAGGAUAUACAUAGUAAAUAUAUAAAUUUGAACUAAUUUACAUCAUAUUUUGAUCAUGAUUUGAUCUAUAUGACGUUAAAUUAACAUUACUUUGACUUCGUGUUCUAUCUAAAUAUUUUGUAAAAAGUUCAUAGCAGAAACGUUUUAAGGCUCCUAAGGAAUGUACUUUGUCGUAUUGUGGGAUGAAUGGUCUGCGACCAUACUAUCAUCGUGGUUGAUAUUAAUAUCUAAAGCUUUUAAAUGGCCACCGAAAAACGCUAGUUUUGAGUCUAGAAAGAACUCGUUACCUAAUAAUGAUUGGGAGGUUAUUAACUAUAAAAAAUUAUUAGGACCUUUUGAUACCUACAAGAAAGCUAGAGAAUUUGAAAUAGAAAUUACAAAUAUUUCUACGAAUGAUGAAGAAACAUUGUCAACUAUAAAAGAAAAAAUGUAUAAUAAAGCAUCUUUACAAAAAAAACAAAUUAAUAAACCAUCUCGUUACUGUUCAUCUUCCGAGGAGGAAAAAGAAAAUGAAAAUUUAGAUAAUAUAGCUGAAAAGAAAAUUAAUAAAUUAUUAAUGUACCGUGAAAAUGAUACAUCUACUAAAAUUAAUGAACUAAAAGAGCUAUAUAUUCCAAAACCUCCUAUGACCUAUAAACCAAUGAAAAAAGUUGUUGAAACAAGCUCUGCUCAACAUUGUGAUAUUAAUUAUUAUUUUCCUUUAUUAUUUGAUUGA
Molecule: messenger RNA, 845 nt
Organism: Formica exsecta
Lineage: Eukaryota; Metazoa; Arthropoda; Insecta; Hymenoptera; Formicidae
Exons: 4
Coding region: 291-845 (184 amino acids)
Source: RefSeq, a predicted model, not a curated record